Darwinula stevensoni is the source of this 4086-nucleotide messenger RNA. NCBI's taxonomy places the organism in Eukaryota, Metazoa, Arthropoda, Ostracoda, Podocopida, Darwinulidae. The record is from the annotation of a GenBank genome assembly.
AUGAACAGAAGAGGAAACUUGGACAUUCGCGAUUAUCUGAAAAUAUACAUGGGAGCAAACCGUGGAAAGCCGCUGAAGGAGGCAGCAGGCGAAUACGUGCGACAACACUACCCCAACGCUUAUACGAGAGCGUAUUCCCUUCCGGAGGGAUACAUAUUAAAUCCAAAAGAAUUCAAGAAGAUAGAGGAAAAGGCAAGGAAAUACGAGAACGUGGAAAUGCCAACUGACAAUCGUUCCGUCGCGAUGAUGUUUAACUGCCUGAAAGAUGCAUUCAAACAUGUACCAUCCCUCACACUAGCGGACUACGCUUUCACGGACACCUUGCUCAAGGGAAUCAAUAAAAAGCAAAAAGAGAAAUUCAUAAAAGACUUCGGAGUGCCAAAGGAAGAUCUGGAGCCUGGGGAUCAUGAUGUUUUCGGAGUUGGAAUUUCUGGCAACGAUAUUGUGGGGAUGUUUUUCCAAGUCAAGAAAACACCAUCCAAUGUCAACCCGAAAACAGUAAUUGAUUCUUUUGCUAAAGCCACCAGACAAGUGAAUAAGGAUAUGAACAUUUUUCGCACAAUGUGCGGUGAAUUUCUGAGUGAGAGGGUAAAGUUAGCUGGUUUUCCAGCUCUCCCCAUGCUUUCACAGUCUGACUUGCUGGAACUCAGCUUAACAUGCACAACUCUCAAAUGCAAAAGUUGCAGAGAACGAAUUCUCACAGCGGAGGAUCUGGAAAGCUCAGCCAGUUUCAAAGCUUUUUUGACCAGACACGGGAUCGUGUUGCAAGACUCGUGGUGCCAGGAGCUUGAUUCUCCUGUCAUGAAAACCUUCAAGGAGAUAUUUGAUCUCUAUGUUUGCGCUGCAUCGGCUGUGGACCUCCCACGCAACCCAAUUCAGUUGCAUGCCAAAAGUGAAGAGCAAAUGCAGAAGAUGCUGGUGAUUCUCACUCCACAACAAAGGGAACUAGUGAAAAGUGAAUCCAAGGUCGUCCUCUUGUCUGGACUUUCAGGCACAGGAAAGACUUUCGUCUUGAAGGAAAGGGCAUUGCUUUUGGCAGAGAAGGGUGACGUUUUGGUGAUUAAUAUCGCUGGAGGGCACCUUACCAACGAAUUUCGACAGGAUUUUCAAGAAAAAGGGGACAUCGAAGUAGUUGAUGGGAGAAUGGAGGGACUCGAGGAAAGUAUUGACAAAUUGAAGAGAUUCCUGGAAGAGAAAGGACAAGGAAAGCAUAUCUUGGUUGAUGAAGUCCCCAUUACUUUAGGUUUCCUGGAUAUCAUCGCCCCAGAAGCCAUUUCUAAUCAUUGGGCAUGGAUUGCAGACUUGAGAAGUACUGUGAAAUCCGUUACAAUCAGUUUCAGACCCAAUGAUCAGUCUUACACAAGGGAUUUCCUCCUCGAAGAGGUUAAACCAGCUGGAUAUAACAUUACUGUCCUCGACACUGUGAAAAGGAAUACCGAGCAUAUAUCAAAAUUGUUUUUGGCCAUUGGGGAUUUCUCAAGGCGAGUUUUUGUAUCGUCUCAGCGCUCUUUUAAAAUGGAUUGGUGCGAGCCGGCAGGAGAAUACCUUCCUUGCUUCAUUGUGAUGACCUCCUGUCAGGCUCUCCAUCGGAAUUGCCGAAAUAAACUCAUUUGUGAGGUCGUGAGGGCAUCGUACGCCAUUCAUGAGGAAUCCUCGAAUCUAUCAAAGAGGAUGCCUGUCUUCAUCGUCGUCGAUGAUGAGUGGCGAAGAAAUGUUUUCGUGAACAUUUUCACUUUCUUGUACCCACAGUUCCGUCUUAUGUUUAGUGUCAACUCCAACAAAUUCCGUGAGAAACCUACCCUUUUGGACUCGUUUCCCCUCAUCGUCGUCACUGAGGUGGAAAUGAUGGGUUGUCACCCAAAGAACGUGUCCUUUGUCCUAGAUUUUCCCCGAUCACAAUGGCAAAACUACUGUCGAUUGAUAGCGACCACUGGAGAAAAUAAAAUCCUUGUAAUCGAGGAAGAAGAGUGGAGGAUGGGAAAAUUCUCUUUCGUUUCAAAUGACAUCGCUGGAAAGAAGACGAAAAAGGGAAGCGGGGAUCCAAGAGAUCUCAAUGCAAGCCUAGAGAUGGUAUGGCAAGAGUACAAAGAAAAAGACAUCCAGCAACUAGAUGUGUACCAUUUAUCCGUGGAAUCGUUCCCGGAAGUGGACUUGCAUACAAGUGGGAGGGAUGAAGAGGAAGAUGCUGAUGUGGAGAAAAUGUUGAAAUCUAGGUUCAGCCUGAUAUUUGGGUACCCAGUUUCUGGAAAAUCUCGGAGAAUUGAUCUCCUGAUCGGACGCAUUUCGGGGCGAGUCUUAAUUCUCCAAUCCGGCAGUCUUAUGUCUCGCCAAAUCCAAAGACAGCACUGGAGCGCGAAGUCGAAUUUGGAUCUUGUUCGAGCACAGAAAAUCGAGUCUCUCCAGGACAUCUUUGACAAUGUGGAAAGAGCUCAUAAGGAGAAAGAGAGAAAAAUAAAAGAGCUGAGGAAAAAAGAAGAGAGGGAAGGAAAGGUGAGAAAAAGGGAAAAUGAGGAGGAAGGAGAAAUGGAGGAGUCAGGUGUCUUGGUUGUGGUGGUCGAUGACUGCCCUUUGUUCAGCGAUUUUUCAGGAACCAUUGAGAAAUUAAACGAGAUGAGGGUGAAGCUCAUCCUCGCUUUCAAACCCCAUUCCGAAAACAUGUCAGAAUUUGCACUGAGUGAAACGCUAAAACUGCUGGAAUAUCAGCAAGACUGCACAGUGAUAGUCAUUCAAUCUCAACCGACCACCAUGGCUUUUAUGAAGCACAUCCGGGAAAACGAAACUCCUAAUGCGCUAAAUUUGGAUGCAAAGAAUCUAUCCUUGUCUGCCAAGCCCGCUACCAUCGUCCCAGGACCAUCCGUUCAAUAUAUUGACUUCAAAACAGAUAAAUGCUCUGGAAGACAUUUGGGAUAUAUAUGCUAUGGCGAUAGCACCUGCGGAAACACUGCAACCUUUCUAUCAUCCCUCAUCAAAUCAGACUUUUUCAAGGGGAAAAGCGAAUAUGACUUGCCUCACAUCCUAGUAUCGCACGAAGGCCAGGUAACACUACUGCGAGAGAAAUUCAGAGAUACUUUGCCUGAUGUCAAAAUAGAACACCUCCAAGAAUUUCGUGGGUGUGAGGCUUCAGUGGUCAUUUCACUGAAUGUGAGCGACGACUGGCUGCUGGAAGUUAUUUCCCGCUCGAGAACUCAGCUCAUCGUCAUCGAUAACCUUAUAAACCACGAACAUCUGUGGGCAACGAUGAAGCAAGAAGGACGUGUGGAGGCCAUCUUAUGUUCCCCGGACACUGAAGACGACAUAAGCACCCUCCUCAGAUUAGAUGAUCAGGAAGUAUUUCUCGAGUGUCCAUCCUGGGAUGAGGUGGGGAUUCGCAUUGGCGAAGAGGCGUUGAGAAGACAAGGAGUCUUGGAUGACAACACUGGUGCCAUCCUCCCUCUCUCUCCAGCGACGUGGCAAGCUAUAAAUUCAGACCUUUCCCCCACUUCAUCAUCUCCUUUUGCAGAUUGGGGGUAUACAUGGUCGGGAAUGAAAGAGGAAGUGCCUUGUGUUGAUGAGGACAGGAGGAGUAGAAUCCUUGACAUUCUAAGGCAAAAGGGCGUUGAAUGGGAGGAAGAAGAUGCCUCACCAACUCCCUUAGAGACAAGACGAAUUCGGAGGGCCUUUUUCCCCCAAGAAGAAGGACGUAUUGACUGGAUGGGGAUUCUCUUGGUCUGGGAGGAAUCCAUUUCGACAAAUGCCGAAUUCAUUCCAGUUGUCCAUCAUCUGGAUCGUCGGUAUCGCCAGAACCGUUUAAAUCGCCUUGAUCAGCAGUUUCGUUUGGAUCGACUGUAUCGUAAGGAUCGCCUGUAUCGACUAGAUCGUUUAUAUCUCCAAGAUCACAUGGAUCGCCUGAAUCGCCUGUAUCGUCAGGAUCGCCCUAACCGACAGGAUCGCCUAGAUUGUAUGAAUCGUUUGGAUCACCAGUUCCAUAAAGAUCGUCAAGAUCAUCUGCUUCUCUAUCAAGGUAGCAAGAUUGUUAAACUCUGUCGAAAUUGUGGUCUGACGCUUCAGGAAGAGGAGUUGGCUUGGAGCGCUGCGGGCCCAUCUUAA